GGGCACAGCGAGGCCCCGCCGGCCGCCGCCUUCCGCUUUGCCGCUUCCCCUCUUCCUGUGCGUGCGGAGACCAUGGGGACACCUCAAAAGGAUGUUAUAAUAAAACCCGAUGCUCCAAGCACAUUACUUUCAGAAAAACAUGCGGACUAUAUAGCUUCAUAUGGAACAAAGAAAGAUGAUUAUGAAUACUGUAUGUCGGAGUAUUUGAGGAUGAGUGGUGUGUACUGGGGACUGACAGCAAUGGAUCUCAUGGGGCAGCUGCACCGAAUGAACAAGGAAGAAAUUCUCUCAUUCAUCAAAUCAUGUCAACAUGAGUGUGGUGGAAUAAGUGCCAGCAUAGGUCAUGAUCCUCAUCUUCUGUAUACCCUCAGUGCUGUCCAGAUUCUUAUUUUAUAUGAUAGUCUCCAUGUAGUUGAUGUAAAUAAAAUUGUUGAAUAUAUACAGAGCUUGCAGAAAGAAGAUGGAUCGUUUGCUGGAGAUGAAUGGGGAGAAAUAGAUACAAGGUUCUCUUUCUGUGCUGCAGCCACUCUUGCACUUCUGGGAAAGCUGGAUGCUAUUGAUGUGGGAAAAGCAGUUGAAUUCGUUUUGUCCUGUAUGAACUUCGAUGGAGGAUUUGGUUGUAGACCAGGUUCCGAAUCACAUGCAGGACAGAUCUAUUGUUGCACAGGAUUUCUGGCUAUAACAGACCAGUUGCAUCAAGUAAAUGUUGACUUGCUGGGUUGGUGGCUUUGUGAACGUCAGUUACCUUCUGGAGGUCUCAACGGACGACCAGAGAAGUUACCUGAUGUUUGUUAUUCGUGGUGGGUGCUAGCUUCUUUGAAGAUGAUUGGUAGGAUACAGUGGAUUGACAGAGAGAAACUGCGCUGCUUUAUUUUGGCGUGCCAGGAUGAGGAGUCUGGAGGAUUUGCUGACAGACCAGGAGAUAUGGUGGAUCCAUUUCACACCUUAUUUGGUAUUGCUGGACUAUCUUUAUUAGGAGAAGAACAAAUUAAGGCUGUCAAUCCUGUCUUUUGUAUGCCAGAAGACGUCCUUCGAAGAAUAAAUGUACAGCCUGAGCUUGUAAGCUAAGCCUUGUAAAAGACAAAAGCUUUGUACGACCAAUUGCUUUUUGGUUUUACUGAUUUAUAAUCUCAUCUGUGAAACUGUCAGCAUAUUCUUCUUUCAGAUGUGUUGAUGUGUUUACAUUAUGUAAGUAAAGCAAUAGCUUUGCUGUGGACUUUGUCACUUUAUAAAUUGUUUCAGAACAGGCUGGUUCUCUUAAUCUGAGUGUAACAUGUUAUUUUGUUGUAUUCUAAGAUGUGUAGAAACAUUUCAAUUCUGUAUCUAAAUGUAUGGGCCUUGGCUUUUUUUUUUUUUUUUUAUAUAAUUUUCAAAUCAGAGCUUGACUGUGUGAAUGCUUAACUUUUCUAUUCCUGUAAUAUCAACCAUGCUAGUACUGAUCUUCAUACAGGCCUCUUUUGAUGGUGGAUCAUGCAAAGCACUUUACAAAAACAAAAAAAAAACAACCAACCAAACAAACAAAAAAAAAAACACCAAAAAAACAAAACAAAACAAACACAAAAAAAACCCAACAAACCACUAAAAUCCUACCUGAGGCCUGCACUUAAUACCACACUUACAUAUUUAAUUAUUCCUGUUCACAUUUGCCAUCGCUUUUCUAUACUGAGAAACAGCUGCUUCUUCUCACAGUAAUUGGUACCAGUAAUACCAUAAUUAUGGUUCUUUUAAAUAUACAAAUGCUUUCAUUUAUUGAUGAGUCCCUUAGACAAAAUUCCACUGAUACUUGAGAUACAGCACACCUUGAGUAUGUAGAGUGAAACUUGCUAACAUUCAACAUUCUAGAGAAGGUCCUGUUGGAUGGUGACUUGUAAUCGAACAUAGAGUUAAUGCUAAAUCUCUUGCUGGGUUGAAAUCCUAGCUUUUGUAGCUUUUAAGACACUAAUUGUCAACACUUAUUUUUGGUGUAGUUGGAAAUAAAAUUAGCUGUGGAAAAUACUUCUUCUCUGAAAGGUGAAAUCCUCUUUGUCUUCAUAGAAAUGCAUAGGAUUCCUCCCAGAUGGCAGCUGCCAUGAAGUAUGGCUCUUCUUGGUCUUGGAUUUCAGGGGCUGUUUCCAAAGUGACCUACAGACAUUGGAAUGAAAUCAUUAUUUACUGUGUAAAGGAAUUGCUCUCCAAAGCAUCAGCCAGGGUCUAAAUGUGCCAUUCUGCCUUUUAAAAGUACCAACAUCACAGGAUUUUUCUCAGAUUAAAGCUUCCAUGGAGUCGGAUCUCUCAAGCCUGGCCCUUGAGAAUUGUGGGCCUCCUGUGAACUGGUCUUGCCAGAAGGGCUUGCUGAGUUUUCCACUGCGUGGAAAAGAGAUCCCAUUUGGAGCCUGAAGCCUCGUGUUUCCUGUAGGAUUUCCACUCCUAGAAUUGCACACUUUGAAGGAUUUCUUAUAGCAGAAGUUUUCUGGGAGCUAGGACUCUGGCUGGAUUAGGGUCUCUGGACUCUCAGGUGAAGUGACCUUGAGACACUAGGGCAUGCAGAUUUCCUUGCUGUUGAGAAGAGCUAUUGUUGGCACCCAGGAGCCAUGGUCUGAAUGGGGGUGUCACCUCUUAAAUUUGCAAAUAUCACAGGAUUUCUUCUAAAUGAAUGGUGCUAAGAACAUAAGGUCUGGCUGGCUUUUGACUUAGAGGCGCCUCCUCUAAAUUGGUCUUCAGACGCUAGGUUGGAAAGUGUUCCUACAUAUGCCAAAUAGCCCUUGUUAUGCAAUUAAUAAGCUUCAAAGUACCAUGGAGUUGCUGCCCCUGCAAAGAUUUUGGCAGAGCCUGGUUGUGGUGCCCCACUCCACUCCACCACCCUUAGCAGGUCCUUAUGGUUGCAUGGGGAAUCAUCGUGGAGCAUGCCAACCCAGCUCCAUCCUGGGAACAGCACCUGUAUUUUACCCUAAAAUUUCUGUCCCAUUAUAGCUCCUGUUAGGAUACAAAUGUAACUUCUCGGUUUCCACUGAUUUUACCCCCAGUCAUCUUUCCAUACAGACAUUGCUCCACUCCCCAGAGGAUUAUUGUGAGCAGAUGUGAGCUCUGCUGUCCCUUUGGACUGACAAAGACAGAGGUUUUGUCCCAAGUUGCUUUUGAACCUGUCCUGCACCUGUUACGAGUCCUCAGUCUCCUGCAAUUUUGUGGGUCAGUCACAUGUAAAACAGCACAGCUGGCUGGCAUGCUUUGCUCAUGAGGGGAGACAAGAGAAGAAUCCCUCUGCUCACACCAGACCUGCAGCUGCCAAACCUCACCAAAGCACCUGAGGAGCCCCCAGGGACUGAUGGUACAGAAGGGAGGUGAUGGAGGACAGCACAGCAGGCAGCCUGCCCUCCAUCUGGGUGUGAAGAAGGCAGGGCUGGGAACUGUAAGCAACAUCCCAGCAGGUCUGGCUGAUGGUGCCACCCUGAGGGCUUCCCCUGCCUUUGGGCAGUCCCAGCUGCUGCAGCUCACUUGACAGAGACUCAUUGUCUAUACUGUGCUUGGCUGCACUGGAGAUGAUGAAGCCGAGGACAGCAAUGGUUGCCUUCACAUCCCCUGACUGCAGAUGGGAAGGAGGGCGAGCUCUGUCACCUUGGGAAGGCGUCUGCAGAGUCACUGCUGCCCGUCUCUGGAGCGUGGCUCCAUUGGGGGACCGUGGUAAGGACAGCAGUGCUCACUUAACUGUGCACCUGAGGACAGCUUCAGGAUCUUGUCAUACUGUGGGAGAGCAGAGCUUCACAGUAAACACCAGCUAACACACUGACUGCCAGUGUUAACACUAACAGUUCUUACCUAAAUAUUAAUACUAGUAACACUUACUAUGCGUAUUAUUAAUCCUAGUAGAGGCUGGUAGCGUUCUUUAGGCUGAGGCUUGCAUGAAGAAUACAAAAUUAAUUAACGUUGCUGAUUAUGCUAUUGUGUUGAAAUACUUGGCCUCCACUGCGGUAGCCCCACGCUUACCUCGAUGGCCUGCCCCAGCAGGUCCCAAAACACCUGGAUGCAGAUCAGCUUAAGCUUCACUGAUGUGAUAAACAGAGUUCACUCUUUAUAAUUUUUAAAAUUUUAAUAAAGGAUAAAAGGACAAAAUAAUCCAGCACUGGGAUGCUUUUAGCACACAGCCAAAGAGCACAGAGGUAGCUUAAAAACAUGUUCACUAUAUACUGUUACAUUGCUGAGGUUACAGGCAUAUUCAUUAACUUACACAUUAUUCAAACAUUCCUUUAACUUUUUGAUGUUCCAGGAACUCUCUUGUUUGGUUUUAACCUCUGACUUGUCUGCAGAACGUUCUGUAAAUUAGGUCUACAUAUUUUAUUUCUUCCUGUAGUUUUAUCCUGUUGCUUCACACUCCCUGAUAACACUGGUAAGAGUCGAUAAAUCCUUCCUGGAUGCUUAA
Melospiza melodia melodia is the source of this 4393-nucleotide messenger RNA. RefSeq names its product Rab geranylgeranyltransferase subunit beta (gene RABGGTB). Gene Ontology annotation, molecular function: Rab geranylgeranyltransferase activity. The transcript is spliced from 9 exons. The record is from RefSeq and is a predicted model, not a curated record. Bases 73 to 1068 code for a protein of 331 amino acids. Gene Ontology annotation, biological process: protein geranylgeranylation. Lineage: Eukaryota; Metazoa; Chordata; Aves; Passeriformes; Passerellidae. Gene Ontology annotation, cellular component: Rab-protein geranylgeranyltransferase complex.